Molecule: messenger RNA, 2494 nt
Organism: Aspergillus melleus
Lineage: Eukaryota; Fungi; Ascomycota; Eurotiomycetes; Eurotiales; Aspergillaceae
Product: putative mRNA splicing protein (Prp39)
Exons: 3
Coding region: 488-1978 (496 amino acids)
Biological process (GO): mRNA 5'-splice site recognition; RNA processing
Cellular component (GO): U1 snRNP; U2-type prespliceosome; commitment complex
Molecular function (GO): protein binding
Source: RefSeq, a predicted model, not a curated record
UCUAUCUACUCUGCCAACCGCUCCCUCCUUCGCCCUUUCCUUCUCCCUGCAGUUCCAUUCCCACCGUCGGUCGCCGUCUGGUGCGCUCUUACCACUUUGCAUUUCUGAUCUCGAUUCGGCUUGUCACCAUGGCAGAUUACAACUACGGAGGCUCCGAAGAGGAGAAUGCGGAGUUGAGAAAGAUGGAGGCUGAACUGGUAUGAUCUAUCUUAUCCCUGCUCAAGCUCUAUAAUAUCGUACACCCGGACUGACUGGCCUUGCCACGGCGAUAUAGGUCGACGACCCCGAUAACUUCGAGACCUGGGAACGGCUCGUUCGCGGCGCCGAGGCCCUCGAAGGAGGAAUCAAUCGCAACUCCAACCCCCAGGCUAUAACCACCGUACGAAAUGUUUACGACCGGUUCCUGGCCAAGUUCCCCUUGCUGUUUGGAUACUGGAAGAAGUAUGCCGACUUGGAGUUUUCCAUCACUGGCACGGAAGCAGCAGAUAUGGUCUAUGAACGAGGCGUCGCUAGCAUUUCGCCUUCGGUCGACCUCUGGACCAACUACUGCUCUUUCAAGGCAGAGACUUCCCAUGAUGCUGACAUCAUUCGAGAACUAUUUGAACGAGGUGCGACCAGCGUCGGGCUGGAUUUCCUGGCCCAUCCGUUUUGGGACAAGUACAUUGAGUUUGAGGAGCGAGUUGAAUCUCCUGAAAAGAUCUUUGGCAUUCUAGGCCGAGUGAUCCAUGUCCCCAUGCAUCAGUAUGCCCGAUACUUUGAGCGAUUCAGGCAGCUUGCGCAGACCCGUCCCUUGGUGGAACUGGCUCCUCCGGAGACCCUGUCCCAGUUCCGGGCCGAACUAGACGCUGCCGCAGGAAAUGUGGCCCCAGGCGCAAAGGCCGAUGCGGAAGUCGAACGGGACCUCCGACUGCGUGUCGACGCGUACCACCUUGAAAUCUUCCACAAGACGCAGACUGAAACCACUAAACGGUGGACAUAUGAGUCGGAGAUAAAGCGCCCUUACUUCCAUGUCACCGAGCUGGACGAAGGUCAGCUGGCCAAUUGGAGAAAAUACCUCGACUUUGAGGAGGCCGAGGCCUCUUACUCGCGAACGCAAUUCCUGUACGAGAGAUGUCUCGUGACCUGCGCGCACUACGACGAAUUCUGGCAACGUUAUGCUCGCUGGAUGGCCGCCCAACCCGGCAAGGAAGAGGAAGUGCGCUGCAUCUACCAGCGUGCAAGCUGCCUCUAUGUGCCUAUCGCAAACCCGGCAACUCGCCUGCAGUAUGCUUACUUCGAAGAAAUGUCGGGGCGAGUGGAUGUGGCCAAGGACAUCCAUGAAGCAAUUCUGUUUAACAUUCCCAACCACGUGGAGACGAUUGUGUCUUUGGCCAACAUGUCUCGCCGUCACGGUGGGCUGGAAGCUGCCAUCGAGGUGUAUAAGACCCAGCUGGAUUCGUCGCAGUGCGAUUUGGCCACGAAAGCGGCUCUCGUCGCUGAAUGGGCUCGCCUGUUGUGGAAGAUCAAGGGGUCUGCCGAAGAUGCCCGGCAAGUGUACCAGACCAACCAGCAAUACUACCUGGAUAGCGGAGCUUUCUGGACGAGCUACCUGGUGUUCGAGCUGGAGCAGCCCACCAGCUCUGCUACGGAAACUGUCCAGUAUGAGCGCAUCAAGCAGGUGGUUGAUGACGUCCGUUCCAAGAGCAGCCUGUCUGCCGACGUGGUGAAAGAGCUCGUCCAAACCUACAUGGUCUACCUGCUUGAACGAGGUACCAAGGACGCGGCCAAGGAGUACAUGACUCUGGAUCGUGAGGUCCACGGCCCUGCCUCUGUAGCUCAGACCAAGACCGGCGCCGCGGCAGAGGCUGCUAAGCAGCAGUCUGACGCCGCCAUGGCUGCGGCAACACCUCUGGUGGUCCCAACGACCGCCGCGACCCCCCAACCCAACCCGUAUGCUUACUACCAGGAGACUCCCGUCAACGGCAGCGUGGGUGCCUGAGCUUUGAUGCUUGUGAGUUUCGCCUCCAGCUGAUCUGAUCUGAUCUUUUCUAUGACCGAUGGGGCAUGGGGAUUCUCUAUCCCCUUCCGUUGACCGCUCGAAUCGGCCACUAUCCUCCGUGUAGAACAAUGUUCCUUUUUUCUUCUUUCUUUUUCUGAUUUGCUUAGCGACUCUGCAAUGUCUGGAAGGGAGGUUGCUCGCUACCAUGCUAGUUUGCCUGAUUCUUCGUGACAGCUCUUCUUAAAUGAUAUCAUGCGAUGUUUGGUUGGGUGGACUUUUAUGGGAUUGGACACCGUUUCCCUUGUACUCUAAUGCCUAGGUAGUGCGAAAAAAUUAUAAUCUGCUUUGGCCUGUAUCUGUCGUCACUGUCUAGUUACUAUAUCGUUGCUGUACUUGGCCUUUGUCUUGAUCGAGGCCAAGCGAGACAGGAGUUCACGUGACUGCGCAUCGUGCCGGGUCGCCCGCCGUAGAAAUUCUAGAUUCCGCGGCGACUUGCAUUGUCGGCCAUUUCCUUCA